GCAAGGCCAGCCCCAGCACCCAAGCCCCAGCCAGCCACAAGUUAACAACAGGCCAUAACCUCAGUCACCCCGUCCCCACUGGUAAGGCCCUACAGUGCCAGCCAGCCACAAGUUCCACAGCUGCUAGUGCCAGCUGACCUACACGAGGGAGCGGACGACCAGCUGAUUCCGACGGGAUGAGAGCAAAAGGACUCUUAGUUUCAUUAUUUUUCUUAUUUCUGGCGUCUCAUUCGCUUACGAAAGUCAGCAGAUCAAAACAUAUUCCGCCUAUUGUAUUAAUCCCAGGAGAUGGAGGAUCACAAAUUGAGGCCAAGAUUGACAAGCCAAGUGUUAUCCAUUACAUUUGUACAAAGAAAAAUGACUGGUUUGACCUUUGGCUCAAUAUGGAGCUGCUUGUUCCAUACAUUAUUGACUGUUGGGUUGAUAACAUGAAGCUCGUGUAUGACAACGUGACUCGUACAACCAAGAACGCUCCAGGAGUGCAAACCAGAAUUCCUGGUUUUGGAAACUCAUCAACAGUUGAGUGGUUAGACCCUAGCCAACGUUCUCUAACUGGUUACUUCAAAGAUGUUGUCAAUGCUAUCAUACCACUCGGAUACGAGCGAGGUGUCACCGUCCGAGGGGCUCCUUUUGAUUUUCGUAGAGCACCAAACGAACACCAAGAAUAUUUUCAAAAACUACGUCAGCUGAUCGAGGAGACUUACCGUUAUUGUGGGCAAAAAGUUGUUCUUGUGCUACACAGCAUGGGAGCACCAAUGACUCAAUAUUUCUUGAACCACCAGCCUCAGCACUGGAAGGACAAGCAUAUUGAAUCAGUGGUUGCCUUAGCUGGUGCUUGGGGAGGCUCUAUGAAAGCUGUGAAAGUUUAUACUGCAGGAGACAACUUGGGGAUCUAUGUUAUCAGUGCAACCAAAGUCCGAGCAGAGCAGCGUUCCGCCCCUAGUUUGGCCUUCCUUUUGCCUUCAGCUGAGCUUUGGGGCCCUGAUGAAGUCUUAGUUCAGACCCUGACCAAGAACUACACCGCAAGCAACUUCAAGGAUUUAUUUGAGGCAUUGAAUUUACCUGAUGCCUAUAACAUGUACCUGGAUACAAAAGACCUGCUGAAGGAUGCUCCUGCUCCAGGGGUGGAGCUCCAUUGUUUGCAUGGUGAAGGGAUCGACACUGUAGAAAAACUCGUUUAUGCAAAUGGCAAGUUUCCUGACAGCCCGGUUCUCGUAAAUGGAGGAGGUGAUGGUACUGUCAACACCCGCAGUGCUGAACUUCCUUUAAAGUGGACAAAUAAACAGACAAAAAAAAUUUACUACAAGACCUACAAAGGGGUAGACCACAUGGGAAUACUCAGGAGCAAAGGAAGUAUAAGCUAUAUAGUUGAGUUGCUGACCAAUAUUACAAAUAAGAAUGAGUUAUUAGCCAAGAAGAAGAUGGAUAACUUGCAAAAACUAGAGAAGAAGACUAUAAAAACCAAGUUACCGGUAACGGCAAAAUUUGGGGAGAAUGUGGCGGGAAAGGAAUUUAGAAAUAUAAUUGAAAGUUUAAGCAAAAGUGAGCAUACAGAAAAAAGGACAAUAGAAAACAGGGAAGUAAAUAGUAUUAUAGGAGAUUGGGAAGCUCAUCCAUCAGGAAAGGGAUUAUUGUGAUCUUAACUAGAAGAUUAAAUGUAAAUCUGUAAAGUAAAUUUCUUUCUGAACUUUUGAUCAAUUUUCUACUUUCUGUAGUCUAUCAGUACUGUACCCAUAGAAUUCCUGUAUCUCUGUCUUUCUCUUUUUCUUUCAGUUAAAUAUUCCACUAAUACAGUGGGUGCAGCUAAAGGGGAAAAAUUGAAGAAGACAAUGUUCCUGUGCUGUUACAAGUAAGCUCUGGGAACUUACGCUAAUUAUUUGAGCCGAGUCUCUAAACUAUUCAUUUAAUUUAUAACAUACACUACUUGAUUGCAUGGUGAGGUCAAGUCAGGUCAAGCAAACUUAGAGUGUUCAAUAUUAAUGCUUAGUUCAGGCAUGGGUAGGAUGAUUGUUAUAUUUUACUCUGCAUAAUGGUUAAGUUAAUGACCACUUCAUUGUAAUGGAAAACUAAAAGUGAUCACGUUUUUCCUUUGUAUGAUGGAGCAUAUUAAUCUCUAUAUUGGUCUGAGAAUAUAAGAUAAAGAAUCAUGGGAGAUAUUUGUGUGAUAUUUUCUCUUCGCAGUUAGGUUAGAUCUGUAUGACUAAAGGGUUAAGUUAAAAAAUAAAAAUCAUAUAAAUUGUCAGGAAUUUAUCAGCCUUAUGGUUUAGGUAUACUGUAUAUAUGUACAGUAAUUUGAUUAAGUUUUGAAGCAUUUUCUAAUCAAAUUCAUAGCAAUACCUAUACAGUAUAUCAGUCUGUUGGUAUAACUAUAUACAGUAUACAAGUAAGCUGAUUAAAUUUUAAUUUUUUCAUAUGACUUGUUAAGAAUAUAUAAACUUGAUUAACUUCUCUUCAUUUUUUACAUAUGUAUUGGUAAGAAUAGUGUCAUAAUUACAGACUGAUAUGUGUUUGAAAUAUGGGGACAACACUAGGAUGUGAAACACUUGAGUACCUUUAAGAAAACUACUGAAAACAAAAUGUAUUUUCAAGUUUGAUCACUUUAAUCAGUUAUUUUUGUUAUUCCUGAAGCUGUUUUGUGUAUUUCAUAGUUAAGGGAGUUCUCAUAAUACCUACUACAGUAUAUACCAAACCAGCAACUUCAACAGAUUAAUUACUUUUUACUCCUUCUCUAGUAUAUUUGAUACUGAUGGUGGAUGCAAAGCUGCCAUACUGUUAGGUUUCAUUUCUGAUUAUUGCUGUGCAGUAUCAUCAUUAAUUUAAUGUUAUUACUGUUGGAUAUACACAUUGAUACUGCAUACUCAUCAUCCUUCAGUAUGUGUAUAUAAAUUGCAUAUCAGCUCACUAAUUCAUCCAAGUUCUGUUCUUAGUAAGGUCUCUCUCUCUCUCUUUAAACAUAUCUAUUUCCUUGCCUUAAUGUUUCAUCUUGUAGUUUUAAACAGUAUUAUGCAUAUUCUUGGCACUAUCCCAUUACUCCUCCAUGUUCACAAGCACAAAAUAAUUGAAGUACUGUACAGUACUGUAUUCAUAUUGUCAUCUCAGAAUUUUGAAAACUGGAACUGAUUAUUAAUUUUUUUUUUAAAUUAUAAAGAAGUUAAAUAAGUAUAUCUGCUAAUGUGGAGCAUAUCUCUACCUAGGCUGAAUUACUUACUUAAAUAAGAACUCAAAUAUUUGUAAGGGAUAAAUUAAUACAGAUCUUUAUUCCCCUAUCCAACUUUAGCAUCCAUAGUCCUCAACACCGUCCAUUCUCCCCUUUUUCCCCUCCAAAGAAAUUCCCCUGAGUAAUUCUUGAUUUUUUAUACUGUACCAUGUACAGUAUAUAAGAAAUGUAUGCCACUCAAGUUAGCAUAAAGUUUUGUGUGAGAUUACACUUUUACGUGAAAAUAUGAUGUUGAUUCAAACAAGCAAUUUGUAUGGUUACUAGUUAAGGUUUAUGCCCAUUUUGUCUAUUCCCAUUAUUUCUAACUCUGAAAAUGUUACAUAUUAUCAGAGUGUCUAUUGUGGGUUAAUGGUGACCUAAUCUAAUCUAAUAUAACCUUACCUUACCUUACCUAAUGGGAAGUAAACGAAGUGGUAGUACACAGACUGGGAUGUUACCUAUUUUAAUACUGUACAAUAUGAACAGGGUAAUAAUCUCUUAUCUCUGUGAACUAUUGUUAAUAACUGCUGGGAUGAAUUUGGAGCAGUUUUUCUGCCUGACUUCAUUGAUACAAUUGGUGCUUAGCAAUUAUGGAGUUAGUUUUUUGUUUUUUAUAAACUAAAUCCUUUUAUGUCUACUGUACACUAAUUACAGUGCGUGAAUAAAGACAGUAGUUUGGUGCUCUUA
This is a messenger RNA of Homarus americanus (American lobster), 3883 nucleotides long. Its product is annotated as phospholipase A2 group XV-like. Gene Ontology annotation, biological process: lipid metabolic process. Lineage: Eukaryota; Metazoa; Arthropoda; Malacostraca; Decapoda; Nephropidae. The record is from RefSeq and is a predicted model, not a curated record. Bases 177 to 1637 code for a protein of 486 amino acids. The transcript has 8 exons.